ACUUUCACCCUACCACAAACGUACGAAAUUUUGUAAGAAACAGGACUUCUAAACUGGACGUCCUUCUUUUAUAGGGCCUUGACCAUCAAUGAAUUAUUUAUAGAGGCACCAGCCAUCCCUGUCCAGGUGCUGUUUUAGCCUCUUUUAAGCCGAGCCAUAUUAUGGGUGUGUUACCUUGAAAAUUCUUCAAGCAACUCACAGGUUUAAAUCACUGUUGGGGAUUCAAAUCAAGAUCUUCUGCACCGUAGUUUUGCAUGAGCUCUCUGCAAGCCCACAGUUUCUGGGUACUGCAAUUCGACUUCGGCGAAAGAAAGCUAUAUAGACUUUUAGUUUCAGUUUUGGUUAACGUUUACGUCGCUUGCAACUGCAAAAGGUCAUAUAAGCGACCAAACAAGCUGCAUAUAAAUUCAUUUAGGAAAGGAAAAAAGAGACAAAAAAAGAAAGAAAGAAAGAAAGAAAGAAAGAAAGAAAGAAAGAAAGAAAGAAAGAAAGAAGGAUGGAGCUGCACUGACAUUUUCCUAUAAUCGCAUUUGUUUCGUCAGGUUCUAUAUAGUAUCUAGCUCAGUAGUUCACGAUUCUGAGCAAGGCACAUAAUUGGUGGAUUUUUCUAUAACAUUGAUCUUCUGUUUAAGUCACGCGAGUCCAGUGGCAAUUUCCCGAUAUUCUCGUGUGUUCUUUUCGGGCAGUGAUUGUGAUUAAUCAGGACAGCCUUGUUCGCCCGGGCAUGUUCGUGAAAGUUCCUGCUUGGGCCACUGGUAGGCGUGGAGCAAAUACAGGACCUCCCGGGCAGUAAAUCUUAGCCUGUUGUUGAGCCAGCUGAGGACACCGGGGAGAGACAAGCGUCGCUGUUGACUCGGUUAGAUACUGUCUCACGUCAACGAUCGAUUGGGAUAUUGACUAUCGUCUUCACGGUCUUUACAGCUCUUUAUGACCAUCUGACUGUCGGCAAGUGACACUGAACAAAUACAAAGCCGGACUGACCCUUUGAAAAUCCUGUUGCACACGUAGAAAAGGUUGUUAUCGACAUUUUUAGAGAGACGGCAUUUCCAAGAAACCCUUGGCACAUCGGCUACAUCAGUCAAUCAAGUCGUAACGACGUUUCUGGGUCAGUGUUCUAACGUGUUCACUUCUUGGAUAACAUACAACAGCGGCAACCAACAGCCAGCGCGGACAUCUGCAUUUUUUGUCAUUAUUUCUUGGAUUUCUUUCACUUACUAUACGUGCGUGUGGAUACUUUAAAAGAUCGAAAGAGAAGAACCCCUUGCAGAUCAUUGGUUGUGUUCAUGUUGCUUCGGGACAGGCGAGGUUGAUGACCUUCGACCUAGUUUCUUUCGGGUGAACCACACGACUUCAGGAUGCCGAAGGGACCGCGGGUGCACGAGAUCUUCAACAACAACCCGCUGGGAAAUACCGCCCCCCAGGGAAACAACAACUCUGUGUUCAGUUAUGACGGGCAGGAGUCCAAGCAGCAGACGCAGCUGGCGUUGGGGAAGAAGACGACGUUCGCGCCACAGCCGCCGGGCAUGAAGAAAUUCGGCGGGUACAAACCCAAGAUUCUGAGCGCGGAGAAUACGGACAAUCUGAUCGAAUCGAACGCCGGUCUGUCGGCUGUUUUGAAUACGGCUAAUCUGCAGUCGAAGUUGAAAUCUCGGCCCGUUCCAGCGAUCCCAACGGAAGGUCAGAGCUCAGCGGCCGUGCUUACCAAGCCGAAACCUUUCAUCGUUGGAGAUAAAGAUAUACCCAUGGUGCUCAGCACUGUGGGCGAUAACGAUGACGACAAUUUGGAUAAUAAUGUGGUUCUAAGCGAUGAAAACCGAAAUGAAAUCAAGGACGUUUCAGACUCUGUAGAUGACUUGCACAUCUACCACACCGUCAUAGACCAUGAAGAAGUCAGCACAGGGCCGAGAGGGCAACUUCAGAACGCCCCUUCCCUCGAUUCCUUCGCUUACUCCGAAAACUCUAAUCUCAUUCCGUCUCGAAACGACCCAGAAACCCACGAGUUCAUCAACUAUGCCCUAGACCAUGACGACUCUGUCGUGGAAGAAGCAACUCAUUUCCCUCAACACCCAACUGCCAAUCACCGAGAACUAGCCACGCCCACAAACGGAGUUGAGCUUCCAAUAGCCAAUGGACUGCACGUCAGCCCCGAUUACCACCAAGCGUCGGAUGAACAGGAGUCCCAAGGCGUCCAAGCAUCGGGGGAACAGGAGUCCCAAGGCGUGCACAUCCCAGAACCGGACUACGAAGAGGACGAAAAGACACUGACGUUUACGGAGGAAGACACGGACGCCAGUGACGGCACGGGCGAGGAAGAGAGACUCCGGAAAGAGCGAAGGAUCAACCCUGUUCUGAAGGCAUCCCGGUACGAGGGGGAAGACCUGUCUCGAUUUCUUAGUGAUGACGAUGAAACGGAAAUAGAGGUCGUCGAGAAGCCCAAUCAGAAGGCUCGCAAACUGUCAACGUCGUCCAAUCGUAUCUCGAGAACGGAGCCCCGUCAAAAAGUCAGCCCAAAGAACUCUCUUUUCAAGCAGCAAACGGUCUCGGGGAAGCGAAAAGGCAGCGGGAAAGGUCAGCCAGUGCAGUUCAACAGUGUCAGGAGCUUCAGUUACGCCGACUCUAAAAUUGGCACACAGGGGAGAUCCGCUGGGAAAAGACUUAAUUACACGGAUGGACCAGACGAUAACCAGCGGUUCGUCAACGAUAGCUCUUACGAGUCGUUUCUACGCUCCCGUCAUGGUGACGCAAUGCCGUUUCCGGAAUCAAGCGACAGCGGCGUUGAUAUGGCAGAUGAUUCCUCCCACAGGAAACAAGGCCCGAUUUGGAAGAAACUAACUCUUCGCUUGAAGAACCGGAAGAGCAAGGAUUUUUCCUGAUCGCAUUCUGUACGUUACUGUAGAUGUGCUUACCUGGGAUUGUAAUCAUAGACCAUUCUUAUAGAGGCAAAGUCGGACAAAAUUGCGUACGUGAUACCAUUCACCCCCCCCCCCCCUUUCCCACCUCUUUGGAGCUGAUAUACUUGUAUUCGAGAAGUGUUCUGAGACGUAAGUCAGAUUUGUGUUUACAAUUACGACCCCAAAAACUCCUACUUUGAGUUAUUACUAUACGAAAUACUUUGAAAUAAUUUUGUAUGGUUUCAGUGGAAUAUCUGGGGACAAAAACAGGCUACAAAUUGUACAUUGAGAUUAUAAACUUCAGUCUUUGACCUUAAGAAAAUGAGUUUCGUUCAGGAUCCGGAUCGAGGCUCUGUCUGGACAGUUUCAACCUCCCUAACAUCUGAGCGAAUACUGAGCAAAUUACUUUCCCAUAUUAUGACAACCUUUAAUUUAGACUCGGUGGAUUCUGGUAAUAAAGUAAGACCCGGCCCUCAGAUUGCUUUCUAAAAUUCUAUACUCUGACUGUCAAGUUGCUUUUUAGUUAAGGUAAGAGUUUUACGGCUCUUGCAACGCAAUAAGGUCAAAUAAGUGCCGAAGAAUAGAGGUGUUACAA
This is a messenger RNA of Aplysia californica (California sea hare), 3486 nucleotides long. RefSeq lists its product as uncharacterized. The record is from RefSeq and is a predicted model, not a curated record. The transcript has 3 exons. Bases 1356 to 2873 code for a protein of 505 amino acids. Lineage: Eukaryota; Metazoa; Mollusca; Gastropoda; Aplysiida; Aplysiidae.